Molecule: messenger RNA, 1329 nt
Organism: Aspergillus pseudonomiae
Lineage: Eukaryota; Fungi; Ascomycota; Eurotiomycetes; Eurotiales; Aspergillaceae
Product: inositol oxygenase
Exons: 2
Coding region: 354-1304 (316 amino acids)
Biological process (GO): inositol catabolic process
Cellular component (GO): cytoplasm
Molecular function (GO): iron ion binding; inositol oxygenase activity
Source: RefSeq, a predicted model, not a curated record
CUCAGAUUUCCCCCCCGCGUCAUGCAGCUGUGGAGAACAUUUCCAGAAUCUAUCUUCAUAGUGCGGAAGCCAGAAUCCGAUCUUCACACAACGAGGACAUCACAAUGGCGCCACCACACUGUCGGAUUCUGGGGUGUAGCGUGUUAGGGCUUAUUCGGCUGGGGCUUUAGUCGGAUACUGAAUUUCUCGUAGAUCACGAGGAUCUCCCUAUAGUGCCCUUUAUAUAUACGUCUGGGUCUUCCUGGGUUUUCUUCUCUCUCCAGCAGCAUCCUUUGAUACCCAGAUCAGCCUUGAUCCAAUAUAUUCAAGAGAAACAGGAACAUCAAACAUCGAACUCAUUUCUUUCAUUCACAAUGGCCCCAGUUGCUGUUGCCCCAGAGACCCCGGUGUUCAACACCAAGCGGGAUGGACAGGCUCUCGAGGAGACCUCCGACGCCAUCGACACCGUCAACGUCCUCAAGCAGAACAUCAAGCAAGAAGACAAGGACAUCUACGCCGAGUCUGAAUUUGACAAGAACAAGGACAAAACCAAGUUCCGUCAAUACGAGGAUGCCUGCGACCGUGUCAAGAACUUCUACAAGGAGCAGCACACCAAGCAGACUGUCGCUUACAACCUGAAGGCCCGUCACGCCUUCCACUCCAAGACCCGCGCCGAGAUGACCAUCUGGGAGGCCAUGGAGAAGCUCAACACCCUCAUUGACGAGUCCGACCCCGACACCAGCCUCUCUCAGAUCGAACACCUUCUUCAGUCCGCUGAGGCCAUCCGCCGCGAUGGCAAGCCCCGCUGGAUGCAGCUCACCGGUCUCAUCCACGACCUGGGCAAGCUGCUCUACUUCUUCGACGCCCAAGGCCAGUGGGAUGUCGUCGGCGACACCUUCCCCGUCGGCCUCGCUUUCGAUGACCGCAUCAUCUACGGCACCGAGUCCUUCAAGGAGAACCCUGACUAUGGCCACGAGGUCUACAGCACCAAGUACGGUAUCUACAGCCCCGGUUGUGGCCUGGACAAGGUCAUGCUCUCCUGGGGUCAUGACGAGUACCUCUACCACGUUGUCAAGGACCAGUCCACUCUCCCUGACGAGGCCCUGGCUAUCAUCCGCUACCACUCCUUCUACCCCUGGCACAAUGCCGGCGCAUACCAGGAGCUGAUGAACGACCACGAUAAGGAGAUGCUCAAGGCCGUCAAGGCCUUCAACCCCUACGACCUGUACAGCAAGAGCGACGACGUUCCCACCGUCGACGAGCUCAAGCCAUACUACCUGGAACUCAUCGACGAAUUCUUCCCCAACAAGGUCAUCAAGUGGUAAAUGUGGUCCCAGCGCUCGGAUUGUC